Messenger RNA from Mercurialis annua (annual mercury), 2457 nucleotides. RefSeq lists its product as uncharacterized. The record is from RefSeq and is a predicted model, not a curated record. Gene Ontology annotation, molecular function: zinc ion binding. The transcript has 4 exons. Bases 1 to 2457 code for a protein of 818 amino acids. NCBI's taxonomy places the organism in Eukaryota, Viridiplantae, Streptophyta, Magnoliopsida, Malpighiales, Euphorbiaceae.
AUGGAUUAUGAAAGAAGGAAUCAGAUAGAGAAAAGAAAAGAAGGAUCCAGAGGUUUCAAAAAUCGUCGAUCAACUUCGUUCGCUUGCCAUUUCGCCGUUCGGAGUCCGAUUCGAGUGAUUUUUGCGAUUAAGUGUUUCUAUGAUUUGGGUAUGAAUUGGUAUGAGUUUUGGGAGUUUUGGAGCUCCGAAAAUGGUCUGGGGAUGCCGGAAAACGUCGUACCCGAAGGGGCAGGAUGUGCUGCAAAAGCAACACUUCAAGGUCUUGUAUACUACAAUGGAGUAUGGGAUAAAGAUUUAAAUUACUCCAACUAUAAGGUGAAAGGAAUAAUAAUAAAGAAAGACAUAAACUUUCAAAAACUGAAGGAAAUGAUAGUUGGAAUACUGAAGGUAAACCACUGGGAAACAGAGCUGGAAAUGAAAUAUCGCUUAGAAGACAGCUACCAGAUUUUAGAAGUUGAAGACAAUGACAGCCUACAAUUCUACAUUGAACUACAAAAAAAGGAAAUGCGAGUAACCAAAUUUCCUUUGUGUGUUACUAACAAAGUAUGCGAAGAACAGUGGCAAUCACCGGAACCUGAAAGCUUCAAUUCUGCCACAAUGAUUGAAGGACAGUCAGAAAAUAUGAUCUCCAGUGAAACAACAAUGGAUAUUGUCAAAUAUGCUGAAAUUUUGGGAGAACAGAAUAGCAAAGAAGAAGAAAAAGCUGAGAGAACACCAGAAGACAUCUCAAUGGUCACUGAACCUAGUAUAAAGGAUAUAUAUGUCGGGCAGAUCUUUAAGGAUAAAAAGAUCAUGAUAACUAGUUUUUGUUUUUACACAAUUGCUAACCACUUUCAAUAUAAAGUGAGUAAAUCAUGCCCGAAGGAAUAUAUAGUCAAUUGCUUAGACGACAAUUGCAAGUGGACUGUAAGAGCCUCAAGAGAUGGAAAGACAAGUAUGUUUGUUGUUAGAAGAGUGAAUAACAUCCACAUCUGUCCACCAGAAAUUAGAAUGGAAGACAAACGGCAAGCUACAUCAUCAAUAAUUGGGGAAUAUAUAAAAACAAAGUUUUUGGAUGUUAAAACAAUUUAUACCCCAUCAGACAUAAUUGCAGACAUACAAAAAGAUUUUGGGGUGAUUUUGAGUUACAAUAGGGCAUGGAGAUCAAAAGGAAAGGCGCUAGAUCAGAUUAGAGGUAAUCCAUGUGACUCAUAUUCUAUUUUGCCAAAAUUUCAACACAUGCUUUUACAAACUAAUCCGGGGUCAGUAGUAGAUAUACAGACAACCGAUGGAAAAUUUGAAUAUGUUUUUAUGGCUCUCGAUGCAUCCAUAAAAGGUUGGAAGUACUGUAGGCCAGUGAUUGUAGUCGAUGCGACAUUUUUAAAAUCAACCUAUCGUGGAAUGCUAUUGACAGCAUCCACCCAAGAUGGGAAUGGUAAGAUUUUUCCACUAGCAUUUGCUGUUGUUGAUUCUGAAAAUCAUGCUUCUUGGGAAUACUUUUUUGCAAAAUUACUGGAAACUUUUGGUCGGAGGGCUGGAUUGUGUAUAGUAUCAGAUAGGCACGAUAGCAUAUCUGAGGCAGUCAAAAACAUUUUUCCAGAAGCAAGUCAUGGAAUUUGUGCAUACCAUUUACUAAACAAUGUUAAACUAAAGUUCGGAAAGAAAACAAAUGCAAAAGCGUUGAGAGAGUGUUUCUAUGGAGCUGCAAAGUCUUACUCAGUUCAGUCUUUUGACUAUUUCAUGGGACAACUAGAUGCUAUAAAUGUUGCAAUUCGACCCUAUCUGGAAAAAAUUGGGGUCAAAAAAUGGGCAAGAUCACAUUGCAAAGACAAUAGGUUCUCAACAAUGACUUCAAAUAUAGCCGAAUCUAUGAAUGCAGCUAUCAAAGCAGCUAGGGAGUUACCAGUAGCGACACUUCUUGAAUAUUUGAGAUUCUUGACGCAAAAAUGGACUUACACGAAUAGAAAUGCCGCAAUCUGUACAAUGACUAAGUUGACAAGCAAAGCAGAAAAUGAUCUCAGAGAUAACUAUGCAAUUUCUUUGAGAAUGAAGGCUUCAACAUCAGUUACUAAUGUGCAUGAUGUGCAAGAUGGUGAAAAGACAUUUAUAGUGAAACUGAGAGAAAAGAACUGUACAUGUGGCAGAUUUCAAAUUGAUGAGAUGCCAUGUCCACAUACACUUGCAAUAUUAUCCUCACUACACCUAGAUCCUUAUCAAUACUGCUCUAAAUUCUUCACCAAAGAGAAUCUGUUUGCAAUGUAUGAUGGAGUUGUGUAUCCAAUGCCAAGUCAAAACAAUUGGGAUAUACCUACUGAAAUUGAAAGGAUUGAAAUACUUCCACCAAUAGGAAAGAUACCAGCUGGAAGACCAAAAAAAAGAAGAAUAAAUGGACCAGCGGAGACAAUUAAUCCAAGUAAGUGUGGAAGAUGUGAUCAAAGAGGACAUAACCGAAAGACAUGUCGAAAUCUACCAAAGUAG